Molecule: messenger RNA, 1080 nt
Organism: Coniosporium apollinis CBS 100218
Lineage: Eukaryota; Fungi; Ascomycota; Dothideomycetes
Exons: 2
Coding region: 1-1080 (359 amino acids)
Source: RefSeq, a predicted model, not a curated record
AUGUAUCAGAAUCCAGCAGCCGGACGCUGGUCUUGCCAGAGCACCGACGAUCCUGCAGUCGCAGACUUCCACCGCAAACUUCCGGACUACAACGUCACUCCGCUUGUACCGCUUCCAAGCCUGGCGAAGGAGCUGGGUCUCGGGCACGUCUUGGUGAAAGAUGAGUCCCACCGAUUCGGCCUGCCCGCCUUCAAGAUCCUAGGCGCGUCGUGGGCGGUAUACCGCGCAGUCGCCGCCAAAGUAGAUCUGCCACCAACGACACCCUUGGAUGACCUUAGUGCGGCCGCGAAUGCCCAUGGUGUCGAGCUUGUGUCAUGUACGGAGGGGAACUGGGGCCGAGCGGUAGCGCGCAUGGCUAAGUACCUCAGCAUACAAGCCACGGUGUUUGUGUCGCAAAACAUGUACAAGACCACGUUGAACCUGAUUGCGGGUGAAGGCGCGAUGGUUUCCGUGGUCCAAGGCGACUACGAUGCCUCGAUCCAGGCUGCAAGAGACGAAUCUGCGAAGAGCGGCGCGCUGCUGGUCAUGGACACCUCAUGGCCAGGGUACGAGGAGAUCCCAAAGUGGGUUGUUGAUGGCUACUCCACGAUGCUUCUGGAAGCCGACCACCAAGUGCAUGAGAUGACAGGCAAGGACGCAACUUGUGCCAUAGCAUCCGUAGGUGUGGGCUCGUUGGCACACGCCGUUGUUCAGCACUACAAGACCCAGGACCGCAACGCUACAGUUGUGGCUGUCGAACCAGAGACAGCGGCGUGUCUGAAAACCAGUCUCGAGGCAGGCAAGAUCGUGCCCAUCGAGACGGGAAACACGAUCAUGUCCGGCAUGAAUUGUGGGACCGUCUCUGUUACUGCAUGGCCUUUCUUGAGGGAUGGUGUUGAUGCAAGCCUGACUGUCUCGGAUAUUGAAGCACACAGAGAUACGCAGUACUUGCAGGAGAACGGCGUUCCGUGUGGUCCGUGUGGUGCUGCACCACUCAGUGCACUGAGGAAGCUUUGCGAAGAGGGAGAGCUUGGUCUCGGGCCUGAUUCGGUUGUUGUUUUGUUUUCUACUGAGGCUUCUAGACCUUAUCCUGAGCCAUAA